GCUUACACGCAGCACUUUCCCGCAGGACGCACCAGAUUUGACAGCUUUCUAGCGCGUGUGCGCACGGGUUUAGCUUUCUCUAUUUCCGUGGCUCUCGUUCUGAUCUGUCGCAAAAAUGACCAAGAAAAGGCGUAACGGAGGACGCUGCAAGCACAACCGUGGCCAUGUCAAGGCCGUGCGUUGCACCAACUGCGCUCGCUGCGUCCCGAAGGACAAGGCCAUCAAGAAGUUCGUGAUCCGUAACAUCGUCGAGGCCGCGGCCGUUCGUGAUAUCUCGGAUGCUUCGUGCUACAGCGCCUACGUGCUGCCCAAGCUGUACGCCAAACUGCACUACUGCGUGUCGUGCGCCAUCCACUCCAAGGUGGUGCGUAACAGAUCGAAGGAAGCCCGCCGAAUCCGUACGCCACCGCAGCGAGCCUUCCCCAAGGACAUGAACCGCAACCAGAACCAGCAGCGCAAGUAAGCGGCCUGGCGCGGUGUUUAUCUCGGUACCGUAGGGGAAAGUUUCGAGGCGGCCGGCGGAUCCCCACUUCCCGGUGGGGAGCAGGGAAUUUAACGCCGCCGCUGCCGGAGAACUACCCGAGGUACCAGGGUGUUGUAUUUGAUUAAGUUCGCUUGAGAGUGUGGAGACAAGAAAAUGCAAAAAACUUGAAAAAAUAAGAUAAAUAUCUUUACAAAACGUGA
Molecule: messenger RNA, 684 nt
Organism: Culex quinquefasciatus (southern house mosquito)
Lineage: Eukaryota; Metazoa; Arthropoda; Insecta; Diptera; Culicidae
Gene: RpS26
Product: 40S ribosomal protein S26
Exons: 3
Coding region: 116-463 (115 amino acids)
Biological process (GO): translation
Cellular component (GO): ribosome; cytosolic small ribosomal subunit
Molecular function (GO): mRNA binding; structural constituent of ribosome
Source: RefSeq, a predicted model, not a curated record